Messenger RNA from Cornus florida, 1401 nucleotides. RefSeq names its product F-box protein At1g49990-like. The coding region runs from base 1 to 1401 and encodes 466 amino acids. Gene Ontology annotation, molecular function: protein binding. The record is from RefSeq and is a predicted model, not a curated record. The transcript has a single exon. Lineage: Eukaryota; Viridiplantae; Streptophyta; Magnoliopsida; Cornales; Cornaceae.
AUGGAUAGCAGCAUCAGAAGAACCAAUCCAGAUGAUGAUGAUGAUGAUGAUUUCGAUGUGGGUUUUGGUCAUCUUCAUCAAAUUACCAAUCUCAACACCAACGGAAAGAGAAGACAUCCUCAGACACAGGUAAGCACAAUCGAACCCAUCACUCCUCAAUCUGAACAACCACCAGAUCGCGAUGCUGAAAACUCUCUUAAUGACUUCACUUACUUUCAAGAAUGGCUAUUGUUAGAAAUUCUUGUAAGAUUGCCUGUAAAAUCAAUCUUUAGGUUCAAAUGUGUAUGCAAACACUGGCUCUCUAUCAUUUCCGAUCCUUCUUUUGCUCGCUCCUAUGUUAUCAAUCGAUCGUCUCAGUGCUUCAGAAUCCUUUAUCGGUACAUUUAUGUUUCGGGUUUUCAAGAAAUUCUAUGCCGUCUUCGUCCUGAUGUGUACAUGUCCCAGAAAUCAUCUCUUCUGUUUCUAUCUUCUUUUGAAGAACAACAACAAUUGGAUCAGUAUAAGGUCUUAGCAAUGAGUAAUGGGUUGUUUUUGUAUUGUUUGUUGGGGCCUUUGAUCUACUAUGUGUGCGAUCCGGUUACCGGACAGUGGGUUAGCCUGCCUAGACCUGGAAAAAAUAUCCAUUUCCGCCCUGCAUAUACUGGGGAAGGGCUUGUUAGCCGAGUGAAUGAUGAAAAUGUGGUAACGAGCUACAAGGUGGUGCGUGUCGAAUGGAUUCCUGAGGAGUCUAAUGUGCUCAAUUUGGAGGCCUUCUCUUCCGACACAGGUGAAUGGAGGGAGGUUAAGCUGUUUGUGGCUCAUGGUGUUCGAUUGCUCAAACGUGGCGUUGGCCCUAUUCUCUUUAAUGGGAUACUGCAUUGGUUUACUUAUGAACACGGAAUGGUGGCCUUCGACCCUUACAAGAAUGCUAGGGAGGGCCAUCUCAUAAACUUGCCCGAGGGCAGGGACACUGCAAGUGUUUACAAAUAUGAUGGAAUUUUCCGGAUGUGCGAUGAGUGCCAGGGACACCUGAGAUAUUUUGAGACAGCUCCUGAUAUAGAGAACCAUUUUUGCUUCAGCAUGUGGGAACUCAAAGACUAUGAUAAAGGGGAAUGGUAUUUGGAGCAUCAAGCCACACUUCGAGACAUUUGGUCGGAUGAUCCUAACUUAAAUGGAAAUUUGUUAAGGGUGACUUUUGUUCCGUUAGCUUUCCAUCCAUUUAAAUUGGAUGUGGUGUAUCUAAGAUGCGUAGAGCUUUGUUGCAUCGUGUCUUAUAGCAUGCGAACAAAAAAGAUGGACGUUACAUUCCUUCCCAUUAGCAGUGCACACAACCUUUCUUGGCGCGUGCUGAUUCCAUUUGUGCUUCCAAUGUGGCCGACACCAGUUCCUCCUCUCUCUCGGAAGGCCAUUAAGAGUUUCUAA